This is a messenger RNA of Bacillus rossius redtenbacheri, 2315 nucleotides long. RefSeq names its product probable malonyl-CoA-acyl carrier protein transacylase, mitochondrial (gene beg). The record is from RefSeq and is a predicted model, not a curated record. The transcript has 4 exons. Lineage: Eukaryota; Metazoa; Arthropoda; Insecta; Phasmatodea; Bacillidae. Gene Ontology annotation, molecular function: transferase activity. The coding region runs from base 461 to 1639 and encodes 392 amino acids.
GACUCGGCGGCUAUAAAUAAAACAUGUCCAACGGCUGCUACGAAAAAAAAGUUGUUUGUAUUUAACUAAUUUGUGUGUUUACCCGGACGGCUUACCUCACAACGUCAUUUGUUAAAUCUAACUAAUUUGUUAUUGUUGGUACUGUGAGAAUAGCCUAAUUGUUCUGCGGGGUAUCCAGUUACAAAUAUCUCCUGAGUUUGUAGGUUAAUUGUAGUGAGACAUUUUCACACGGAUAGGAAGGUUUCGUGUUGUUGUGUUGGCGAGCUGGUGUGCUGUUCGCGCCACGAGACCAAAGACUAUAUAAGAGUAUAUAUAUAACUAAAUGAAAAUACGAAUUAUAAUUAUUUUAAUGUUAGUAAUGACUAGUUAGUUAGCAGCUGCUGCCAUCUACUGGUGGUCGAAAAAAGUUGAUCAAGGAACCAUUGUACCCAUUUAAGUUACACCCUCCCUGCACGUGACGAUGCUGAGGGGCUGCCGGAGGCUGUGCGAGCUGUGUCGCCCGCGACUGGCGCGCUGGAGCCACGGCGAAGGCGGCGGCUCGCGGGCCGACGACGUGAAGAAGCUGCUGGACUCUGCGGCCGUGGGCGUCGAGCUGGACGCGCGCAGCGAGUGGGCCACCCUGCCGUACCCCGAGGGUGCGCUGCCCCCCAGGGACCAGUCGCUGCUCAGCGCGCGCCCCAAGGUGGACCCCCGCGAGACCUCCAUCCUCCUGUUCCCCGGCCAGGGCACGCAGUUCGUCGGCAUGGGCAAGGAGCUGGUCAACUUCCCCGUCGCCAGGGACAUGUUCGAGGUGGCGAGCGAGAUCCUGGGCUACGACCUGCUGAAGCUGUGCGCGGAGGGCCCGCAGCGCGAGCUGGACCGCACGGAGCGCUGCCAGCCGGCCGUGCUGGUGUGCUCGCUGGCCGCCGUGGAGCGCCUCAAGGAGGAGCGGCCCGCCGCCGUGCACAACUGCGUGGCCACCGCCGGCUACAGCGUGGGCGAGCUGGCCGCCCUCGUGUUCGCCGGCGCCCUGCACUUCGAGGCCGCCGUGCGGCUGGUGAAGGUGCGAGCGGAGGCCAUGCAGCUGGCCUCGGACCUGGCUCCCGGAGGCAUGACCACCGUCAUGUACGGCCCGGACUCCCAGCUGGGGCACGCCUGCCUGCGCGCCCGCGAGUGGUGCAAGGAGCGCGGCAUCGAGAAGCCAGAGUGCGCCGUGGCCAGCUACCUGUACCCACACUGCAAGGUGGUGGCCGGCCACGUGGAGGCCCUGAAGUUCAUCGAGGGGAACCUGGCGCAGUUCAAGCUGCGCCGCGCCAAGCGCCUGCCGGUGUCCGGGGCCUUCCACACGGGCCUCAUGGGUCCCGCGGUGCCCGCCUUCGCGCAGGCGCUCCGCCGCGUGGCCCUGGGCGACCCGCUCGUCCCCGUGCACUCCAACGUGGACGGCAGGCGGUACCGCGACGCGGCCCACGUCAGGCGCCAGCUGCCGCGCCAGCUCUGCCGGCCGGUGCGCUGGGAGCAGACGCUGCACGCACUGUACGAGCGCGCCGAGGGCCAGCACUUCCCGCGCUCCUUCGAGUGCGGCCCGGGCCGGUCCCUCAAGGCCAUCCUCAAGAUGGUGAACGCCAAGGCCUGGGACAGCUGCGUCAGCGUCGAGGCGUGACGUGUGCGGUCGCGGCAUGUUUGCACGGCUCACUCGUCGAGGCCCAGUCGCCUCGUCGUCAAAGCAAAUACUUGCUCCGCAUACUUUACGGACUCAAAUACAUAGAGGACAACUUCAAUUGGAUGUAGUUAUGCAAAAAACCCCAGCCCACAUGAAACCUAUUCUGAGUAUUUUGAAGUUAAAGUUAAUUAUAAAUUGUAAUUCUCGUAUUGAUAACAUAAUGUGGGUAUAAUUUUAAUGGUCUAGUAUAAAUACUGAUAUAAUAAUAGCAACGACGGUACGAUCAACCUUGUACUAUUUUAAUUUUUUUUUGACUAAAAUAUAACAAAAUUGUGGGUUGGUUUCUUUUUGCAUAACUACGUCCAAUUGAGAUUACUAUCCUAAUAUUCUUGGCCGGUGUCUUGAAUAAGAUUCAGCAUACAAUCCAUUUCUAUUUACAUUUCUAUGUUGUAUAAAACCUAAGAAGAUAAAUGCAUAGUAAGAGAGUACAGUUUGGCUCGGGAAAUACAAACAUCUCCAUUGACUUGUGGACAUGACGUCAGCGAACUUGUUUACUUGUCUAACCGGACUUGGCUCGCUGUUUGCCCGGUGAAUUUUUUUUUUCGGUUCUAUAAUUUUGGAUACACGCUGGCCUAGACAAUGUAUGUGCAACACAUUAAAUUUUUUUUUUGUAAAA